AUGUCAACUACUGAAAUGCCUGAAACAUCCAGGGCCCGCAGCUACAAUACCAGCUGCAACAAGAAUCAAAGUGAGCAACCUGACAACAAGCAAGUCAAAAUAGAAGCCUACAGUGAAAGUCGACAUGUGCCUGGUGGUAAAAUACCCAACCUCGGCAAAUGGAUUUUGCGGCAAUUGAUGGCACUUGGCCUCAUACUGCUGAUCGAUGUCGGCAUCCCAUUGGCACUUUACUAUGGAUUACGCAAUGUACUUGAUGUUUUGUACUCGUUGAUUAUCUCUGGUAUCCCUCCUUUUCUAUGGGUGAUCUAUGGAUUCAUUCGUCAUCGACGCAUUGAUGCUCUAGGCCUUAUCAUUGGCCUCUCGUUUAUUGUUUCUGGUGUCAUAUCUUUGAUCAAUGGGGAUGCUCGUAUUGCCAUUCUACGAGAGGCGGUGGUUACGGCUGUGGUGGGUACCAUGUUCCUGGUAACCUUGAUCCCUAUCAGAAGCAAGCGAUUCACCAUGCGCCCUAUGGCAUACACCAUGUUCCGUCAAAUGGUCUUUUCAGAAUUCAUUUAUCGCUGGAUUGACAAGGAUGGCAAAGAACAAGAAAUGGGAGUAGCAGAAUGGCAAUGGCAACACGUGCGUCAAUUUCGUAUCAGCAUGUUUCUACAAACAACCAUGUGGGGCAUACUACUGGAUAUGGAAUUGGUCGCAGCAGUAAUCAUGGUCAAGAGCUCUUUGACCCUUGAUGAGGUGGUUGCAUACAACAACAUCAUCACAUCGUUGGUUGUUGCUCUCCAAAUUGUUGUCAGCAUCGCUGCGCUCAUUUACUGCUAUCGUGUCUCAAAGAGGAUUGGCGCAGCUUGGACUCGAGAAAACGACUACACCGAUUAUUACAGCAAGCUUAACAAUGACAGCAAUCGGAUUAAGGAGGAUAAUGGUGAUGCAAGACACCAUCACACGGUCCACAUGGCUUGA
Messenger RNA from Lichtheimia ornata, 957 nucleotides. RefSeq lists its product as uncharacterized. Lineage: Eukaryota; Fungi; Mucoromycota; Mucoromycetes; Mucorales; Lichtheimiaceae. The transcript is spliced from 2 exons. The record is from RefSeq and is a predicted model, not a curated record. The coding region runs from base 1 to 957 and encodes 318 amino acids.